AUGUUAUCACAUGAUACACUUCAUUCAAAACAAGUUAUUAAAAUACAAGAUUUAAUAAAACAUUAUGAUUCAUUAUUCGCAAGUGGACAUGAACCUGAAACACAUGUUUUUGUUAAUAGUGUUCAAAUUGAAGAUGAUAAAUGGAGACGUCUUUCACGACAAAUUGUCGAUUUACUUCUUGCUCAUUUACAAU
Molecule: messenger RNA, 193 nt
Organism: Rotaria sp. Silwood1
Lineage: Eukaryota; Metazoa; Rotifera; Eurotatoria; Philodinida; Philodinidae
Source: the annotation of a GenBank genome assembly